AUGGGUGCAGCUGAAGAAGUUGUUUCCAUGAUGAACAACAAGGGUAUCCUAAUGAUGGGAUGGGAUAACUACAAGAAAGGGGAGGAGUGCUUCCGACAAGCCCUUCUUGUGGCACAAGGAGCUGUCAGAAAUGGUGACCCGAAACGUAUUCCAAUGAAGUUGGGGGAAGGCAUUCCUUCUGGAAGAUCCUACAUGAAGAGUUUACAUACGAACCUUUCCGAGCUCGUUUCUCCAUCAACCAAUAGGCUUGUCGACAAUGUCCCCAACUACCGACCAGAGUACGACGAGGGUAUGGACAACUUCAGAGAAUACUUUGAUCUCGUGAACAAGUCCAACAAUAUGAUUGGUACGAUACUAUUCAACAUGGGCCGGUUGGCACAGAAUCAAAGAAGGUUCCGGGAUGCACUUAAAUACUACUGGGAAUCGUUGGUCGCCCUAAAGUUUGUUGGAUUCCAAAGUGAACCAGCGGAGUGCGCUGCUCUCUCUUGCAUCGGCCAAAUCCAGUACAUUUCAGGUGAUUUCGAAUCGUCAUUGGAGACGUACCACAUGGCUCUACCUUUGACAGAAACUGUAUUCGGAAGGGAAUCUAUCGAAGUAGCAGCAUGCCACAACGCCAUUGGAAUACUACACUAUGUCUCGCCCAAGGGAGACAAUGAAAUUGGCAUGAAAGCGCUCCAAAAAUCGUUAUAUAUUAGAUUGAAGCACCAAGGACGAGACCAUCUUGACGUUGGGACGACCUGGAAUAAUAUCGGUCGAUUAUACUUUCAUGACUCGAAAUACUAUCAUGCAAUGGCCGCGUAUGACGAGUCAUUGAGGAUCCGGAAACUACAUCAUCGAGAAAGUGCAGACGUAGCUGCCACCCUGUUCAAUAUUGGUCAAAUUUACCACCAAGAUGGCGAGCUAGAAAAAGCAUUGGCUGCUUAUCACGAGUUCAAGCGAAUGAUAACUUCACAGUUUGGUCAGGAUCACCGAGAUGUUUGUAUGGCUGCAACCUUCAUUGGCAACCUGUGCCUUGAAACGAACGAUUACGAUGCUGCCAUCAAGUCUUUUGAACAGGCCAUACGAGUUGGGCGUUUGGUACUUGGAUGGGACCACCCGGACAUUGGAAUCGCUCUCAAUCAACUCGGCAUGGUUCACUGCAAGGCUGGAGACCCAGAGACAGCACUCAAAGUGUAUCAUCAAGCUCUCAAGUUUGAAGUCGGUUUGCUUCGCAAGACUGGGACAAAUCGAAACCUCUGCGUGACCUAUAUGAAUAUUGCAGAGAUCUACAAUCAAAAGUCCAACCACAAGCAGGCCUUGCACUACUUUUACAAGUUAUUGUGCCAUCAAAAGAAAUGCGAAGACGAGAAAAGUGAGAUUGCGAAUACACUGAUGCAUAUCGGUUUCAACAAACAGCAACUAGGCGACAUUGAUGGGGCCUUUGGUGCCUUGCAAGAAUGUCUCCGUCUCAGACGAGAAAGUCUAGGUAACUGGCACGAGGACGUGGCAGCUGUCUUGACGGAUACUGCAGUACUUUUGAUGGAAACAGAGAAACGGGGAAUUGCUCUUUCUUUGUUGAACGAAGCAUACAGGAUAAAAAGUGCUCUGUCGAGUGAGAAAACGAAAGAUCUGGGUUACAUUCUCUACAACAUUGCCCUGAUUUACCAUCGAGAGGGGGACAUGCAACAUUCAUUACGAUUUUAUCUGGAGACCUUGGCUGUCGAGCAAGUAGUGCUAGGAGACAAUCAUUGUGAUUUGAGUAUCACGCACUUCAACAUUGCUCAGAUUUUGAAUGAAUGCAACCAGCCAUCAAUGGCAAUUAACCAUUUCCAAAAAGCACUUGAAAUUGAGCGAAAGUGCUAUGGCAAUCAGCACCCUACCGUAGCCAGGACUCUGAACCAAAUUGGCAAUGUAGAACUAGCGAGGGGAAAUCUCAGUGAUUCGAUGGAAUGCUACUCGGAGUCGCUACGAAUCUAUCGAGAUGCUGGCCUUGAUUGCAAUCAAUUGAGGGUACACGGCGAAAAGCUUUGGCGCUUUGAAACGAUUCAUCCAAAGGCAGCGGCCACAGCGUAG
Molecule: messenger RNA, 2052 nt
Organism: Cylindrotheca closterium
Lineage: Eukaryota; Bacillariophyta; Bacillariophyceae; Bacillariales; Bacillariaceae
Source: the annotation of a GenBank genome assembly